UCUGCAGAAUAUAUAUAAAUAUAGGAUACACUGUACGUAUGUCAUCAUUAUGUGCUUUCUUAGAUUGACAUUUAUAAUAGAGAUAGUUUAGAUAGAUACUACUCUCUGUCUGUCUCUUUGUGUCUCUUUUUUAUGCUUUUUGCUUAGGUUCUCUGAAGAUCUUUGCCUCUGCUUUCAUUCAUGGCGGCAAGUCCAGAUCGUACAGCUGGUGUGCACGCGUGGAUUUGUGCGCACAUAUUUAUAGCUUCAAGUUGUCCUAUGCCCGAAUUUAGCUUUGGUUGGUCAAUAAUUUGUACUGCCUGUGUUUCUAAGACUCUACUAAGUCACUGAGCAUACUGAUCAUGGAUGCAGAAGAGAAACCUGCCGAACCAGAUAGCAAGAAGGAACAGCCUCAUUCUGUGAAAAGUGAGAGGCCAGUUUCUCCUAAUGCUUCCCAGGAUGCUACUGCUAUAGUCCAUCCAAGGGAUGCUGCUGCUCAAGUUGGAUCUUUGGCUUCAGGUGGAGAUCACUCUGUUUACCCACCAAAUGUCUAUGCUCCCCAAGCUCAGCCCUUCUACUAUCGAGGUUAUGACAAUGCCAGUGGUGAAUGGGAUGAAUAUCCUCCAUAUGUCAAUGCCGAGGGACUGGAAAUCGGAUCUCCUGGUGUCUACAAUGAUAAUCCUUCUCUUCUGUUCCAUUCUGGAUAUGGCUACAAUCCACAAAUGCCAUAUGGACCAUAUUCCCCGGUCACAACACCUUUGCCUUCUGUAGGUGGAGAUGCACAGUUAUACUCCCCCCAGCAAUUUCCAUUCUCCGGGCCACCUUAUUACCAGCAGUUAGUUCCUCAUAGCAUGCCAUAUCUUACUUCACCAACUCAAGUUUCACAGCCAGAGCUUGCCAGCUUAGUAAGCCUUGAUCAACAAGGCGAUAGCAUGGUUUUUGGACAAAGGCCUGGUUAUCCUCCUGUGGGAUCCUUUGGUAGAGCCAAUUUUCCUGGAAGUCCUGGUGGUCUGAAUUUUCAUGAUGCUCAGCAUGGUAUUGAUGGGUUAAGAUCUGGAGGAAUUUGGUCAGAUUGGUCUAAACCUUCAGACAGGCAGAGGUCUUUGAUGCCAUUCUCACCAGCAGUAUCACCACAGCCUAUUGGCCCUCAUGGCUCAUUUGGACAGAAUAUUGGAAUGCCCUCUCAACAGCAAAGAUCAUUGUAUGGGUUUGGAUCUGGUUCAAACUCCUAUAAUAGAGGUUAUUUGCCCAGUGGUUUCAAUCAGGGCUCAAGCUUUGGGAGUGCAUCCAUUUCCAGUUUGGGAUCAAAUGGUCGAAGCUGGCUUUCACUUGAAAAUAGCAGAAGACAUCUCAGGGGCAGUGCUUCUCUGUGCAGUUGUAAUGGUACUCCUGAUAUCCUUAGUGAGCAGAAUCGAGGACCAAGAGCCUCAAAGCCAAAGAGUCAAAUUACAGCUGACAAUAAUUCUUCUGUUGACAAUAAUAAGCUUAGCCUCAAGCUCCAUGACGGUUUAUACAACAGGCCAGAUUUUGUCACAGAGUACAAGGAUGCUAAGUUCUUCAUCAUUAAAUCUUACAGUGAAGAUAAUGUUCACAAGAGUAUAAAAUAUAGUGUUUGGGCCAGUACACCAAAUGGGAAUAGAAAAUUAGAUGCUGCUUAUCGUGAAGCUAAGGAGAAGCAAGAUACUUGCACAGUCUUUCUAUUCUUUUCGGUGAAUGCCAGUGCUCAGUUCUGUGGGGUGGCUGAAAUGGUUGGACCUGUCGAUUUUGACAAGAGUGUAACUUACUGGCAGCAAGAUAAAUGGAGUGGGCAGUUUCCUGUCAAAUGGCAUAUAAUCAAAGAUGUCCCUAAUAGUCAGUUUCGUCACAUUGUACUUGAAAACAAUGACAACAAGCCUGUAACUAACAGUCGAGACACCCAGGAGGUGAGAUUGGAGCAGGGUAUUGAGAUGUUGAAUAUUUUCAAGAAUUAUGAAACUGAUAUGUCCAUUCUGGAUGAUUUUGAUUACUAUGAAGAGCGGCAGAAAGCCAUGCAAGAAAGGAAGGCCAGACAGCAAGCUGGCCUGAUGGCUGUCGGAGUAGUUGGAGACAAUGAGCACAGAAAUGCUGUUGCUUUAUCCGGUGAUUUCAUCAAGCAGAUGUCAAAGAGUUUUGCUCAAGUUGUUCGAAUGGAGGAGGGUAGUAAAGAAGUCCCCCUCACGGAGCGAGCUACUUCUGCCUCAGAUGGCUCAAUGGGUGCCAGAGUCUUACUUGAAGAUUCUCUUCCAGCAGUCGUCUCUUCUGCUCAUGCCAGUUAGGACAGCGUAUUAGCGCUGGGAACUUUUCGGUGGGCUUACUGUAUGUGAUUAAAGACUUGGAUUCUACUCCUUUAGUGCCAAAAUUAUUUUGUUAGAUCAGGUUUUGCUGAUAUCUGAAUGCAAAAGUUCUUACAAGUUUAGUGAAGCCGAUAGGCUUCCUGUAUGAUAUGUCCCUUCUGAGUGCUUCUUAUCAAUUGUAGUCCUCGGUUUUCCAUUUUCUGUCAUAAGCUCUUCUUUUUUGGGUGAGAGUAUUCAUGUUAAGAUACUGAUGCUUUUUAUUUGUAAAGUUCCCCAUCUUUGCAGGCACUUCAAACAAAAGCAAUGUAGUAAAAGACCUCAAAAGAAACACUUUAAAGUAUCAUGUAUGACUGUUUUAUUUAA
Molecule: messenger RNA, 2654 nt
Organism: Quercus robur (English oak)
Lineage: Eukaryota; Viridiplantae; Streptophyta; Magnoliopsida; Fagales; Fagaceae
Product: YTH domain-containing protein ECT4
Exons: 8
Coding region: 342-2273 (643 amino acids)
Biological process (GO): mRNA destabilization
Cellular component (GO): cytoplasm
Molecular function (GO): mRNA binding
Source: RefSeq, a predicted model, not a curated record